AUAAAACGUCAACAACACGGACGGGGCAUCAAAAUCAAUUUUUCACAAGGAAUUUUCACAUCGGGUGUAAGAAGUGUUUUUCAAGUGAAAACCGUGAAAAAUAUUCGUUUAUUGGUGGCAGUUUGUGCCUAUCAGUGUCCAAUUUAGUGCAUCAUUAUGGGUCGCUCACGUUCUCGCAGUCGAACGCCGAAGAAGCACAAGAGCAAGCACCGAAAACGGAGCAAAUCCAGAUCGUCCUCCCACAGCAAGCACGACACCCAUCGCAGCUAUGAUAAAUACAAGGAACGCAGUUCUAAAUCAAGGAAGCGCUCGUUGUCCGAAUCAUCCGACAGCAGCAGCGAUGGGCACCAUUCACACCACAGGAAAAAGAGCUCCAAGAAUCGCAAGCUCACAACCGAGGUUGAGCGACUGGCCGAGAUGGAAAGACAGCGAAGGCAGAAGGAGGCGGAACAGAAGAUGAUCGAAGAGGAGGCCGCCAAACGGAUUGAGCUAUUGGUGAAAAAGCGGGUCGAGGAAGAACUCGAGAAGCGAAAGGAUGAGAUUGAAACGGAAGUGCAGCGCCGGGUGGAAGCUGCCAAGAAACAGAUGGAACAGGAGAUGAUGCUGGAGCUGGAAAAACGUCGCGAGCAAGCCCGCGAAGAAGAACGCCGCCGAGAGGAGGAAGAGCUAAAAAAGCGUCAAGAGCUCGAAAAUAUUAUCGCCGAAAACAAUCGGAAGAUCGAAGAGGCCCAACGCAAAUUGGCCGAAGACCGACUGGCGAUAAUAGAAGAGCAAAGAAAAAUGGACGAAGAACGUCAGAAAAUGCGCAAAGAGCAGGAGAGGCGCGUUAAAGAAGAGCAAAAGAUGAUACUGGGCAAGAACAAUUCACGGCCCAAGCUCUCCUUCUCGCUGAAACCGUAGUCGUUACACUGCGAGUGAGUGUGUUUUAUGACAAGUGUUGAACCGCUGGAAAGCAAAACCUAUGCCACGUGUCUUUAGCUCGGAUACUUCUUGUGCGUAUGUACCUACGGUGAUGGUGAGAUUACUUGCUAGAAAUUUAUUUCUCUGCUCCCUGUUGGUGGGUUCUAGUUGUUUUUAAGGUUACCGUAAAUUUUGGUAAAGUUAUCAAUUUUCAACGGACGAAUCAUGACGUCAUUUUAAUAGGCAAAUCAAAUUCAAUUUUGAGAUACUGAAAAUAUACAAAGAAGAUCUACUUUUUGCAUGAAACAUCUGAAAAAUAUGUAUCUUCACGAUACCUUCCACUCCUUUUAAGCGUUACGUACUUUACAAACGUUCCCCGAUUGAUUUGCAAUAAUGAAACUAUUUAUGUUUUAUUAUGUAGUAUAAUAUUCUUAAUCCAUAACUCCCAAUAUAGCCCAAUUUGUUCUAUUUGGAAAUUUUACGUAUUUGAUUUGAGUAGACAUUGGAAAUUUUCUUUCACAUUUUAAAAAGGUAUUUUGGUAUUUUUAUAUCGAUUGCGAAUGAAUUUAUUCGUGGAAUGAUCAAGGAGUGAAUCCUUGAUAACCUUUUUUUUUGUUACCAAUGACGUGUAUUUACCAAAAAUGUGUUUCAUCAUCUCUAGACCAACAUUUGAAAAGGGCGUAACAGCCAAAAUUUAUUCCUUCUGAUUCUUUGUCUACAUAUAUAGUUAUAAAUGUAGACGAGGAAUCAGUAGGAAUAAAUUUUGGCUGUUACGCCCUUUUCAAAUGUUGGUCUAGAUCUGAUCAGUUUUACCUAAAUUUACGGAUCCAUUAACAGAAUGAAACCGCAUCGAAGGCAUAAUUAACAUACUGUUUAAAGUCACGUAUCGUGAUCCGUUGUACGAAUUGUCGAUUGCUGGGAUGUUGUUCCCUCAAUGAUCUUCCUAAAUAUGGUAGAGUUAUUUUCUAUUUGCUGUAAAUUCUGUUGUGAUAGCGCUUUUGUUGAAGAUGAUGACACCUUUCACGGACUGAAAUUUCCAAAAGACUUCCUAGGUACGACCAUUCAUUGAUAUGUUCAUCUCCAACGACAGCGAAUCGCAUUUAUAAAUAAAAAUGUAGAUAUUCUUUUAAGCAAUUUAGUAUAGAAUAUAACUUGACUUAAAACGAUUCCAUUUAUUACUACUGAUGGAAUGAUAUAACAAAAAAAAAACUUGAAAAAAUUGUAAACACUUCCUUGAAAUUAUUGUUUUUGUGAAGGGAAAGUUGUAAAUUACCAGUUGCUAACUAGCUAUUAUUUAUUGUAUGUAUUUGACGGAAACAAAUCACCAAUAGACAAAUGAUAAAUCACCAUAGUAAAACAGUUUACUACAAAAAAUAAAAGUAAAAAAUCGACUACCACCUCUGCAUUUGUAAACAAGAGGAAGCAGUAUUGAGAAAUAGAAAAUCCCCUGAGCUAAUUAUAUCUUCAAAACAGAAUAAAUUGGAAGUCAAGUGAACCUUCACUACUAAGCAAAUAGAAAGAAAUAAAAACGUCAACAAACAUCGACCGCAAAAGUUUUGCAAAUUUUUCGAAACACUAAAUAAAGAAGAAAUAGUUUGUAAUUGCUACAACUCACACAA
Molecule: messenger RNA, 2519 nt
Organism: Armigeres subalbatus
Lineage: Eukaryota; Metazoa; Arthropoda; Insecta; Diptera; Culicidae
Gene: Arglu1
Product: UPF0430 protein CG31712
Exons: 5
Coding region: 157-900 (247 amino acids)
Cellular component (GO): nucleoplasm; mitochondrion
Molecular function (GO): cadherin binding
Source: RefSeq, a predicted model, not a curated record